Messenger RNA from Sitodiplosis mosellana (orange wheat blossom midge), 1323 nucleotides. Its product is annotated as serine protease snake-like. Gene Ontology annotation, molecular function: serine-type endopeptidase activity. The coding region runs from base 268 to 1215 and encodes 315 amino acids. Lineage: Eukaryota; Metazoa; Arthropoda; Insecta; Diptera; Cecidomyiidae. The record is from RefSeq and is a predicted model, not a curated record. The transcript is spliced from 5 exons. Gene Ontology annotation, biological process: proteolysis.
GCAUUUGAAAACAAUCAUUCGAUAGUAUUUAAAAAAUUAAUUGUUUAGACUCGUGGUGUCGGGAAAGUGGAACAUUUGAGUACCGAAGAAUCAGUCGUCAAUUGAAUGUGAAGUGAAAUAGAUUGGUAUAUAUAUCAGUGGCGUAGUUCAUUCUUGGAGAAAAACUUCUCUUUUCAAAUCUUUUUGGGAAAGCAAUAGAAACAGAAAUAUCGAUUCAAAUCAACAUUAAAAACAUCAAAUAGAAAACUUGUAAAUCACGUAAAAAAAAUGAAGCCAUGUGGCUAUUUCCUACUAUUCAUUGCAUUCAUCGGCAGUGUCGCUUCGGAGGGUAUCAGUGCAAAAAAGUGCACAGAAUUUAGUCAAACACCACAUUCACGGAACUGUCAUCAUCGAGUAUCGCCACUGUUGGGCUAUCGUCCCGCCGUUGCCAAUGAAUUUCCACACACAGCAUUGUUGGGAGCGGAGAAAGAUACUACACAUCAUUCGCACAUAGAAUGGUUCUGUACAGGUGUUUUGAUUUCACAUGACUACGUGUUGGCCUUGGCAGAAUGUGGUUUUGUAUUCCUCAUGAAAGAGGCAACGCAUGUCAGAUUGGGCGAUUUUAACUAUGGAUCGAAUAAAGAAAUUUUGAAGCCGUUGAAUGUGAAAAUCGCUGAAGUUAUUUUGCACCCAAAAUACACGAAGAAAUCGCUGUACGAUAACUUAGCUUUGGUUCAACUGCAACAAUCGGUCAAAUUUGGUUUGCACAUUCGGCCAGCUUGUUUGCCUCAAAUGUUUGAAAUAGCCGAACAGACUGUAUCGAUGACUGGCUGGCCGUUUAAAUUGUACAGCGUACCAAGAUCGUUGCGUUAUAAGCAAGACAUGACGCUGCGCAAAUACAACAUGAAUCCAAUUGAUUUCGAAGAAUGCAAAAAGAUAUUUGGGCCACAUGACAUCAAAGGAAUGUUACAAGGCAUAACUAACACACAAAUCUGCGCAACAAUCAUUAUGGAGGACGAUCAGAGAUACUUCAAAAUGCCUCGACCACUUGAGGUACUUGAUGGCGCUCCACUGCAGGCAAUUCAAAACAAUGACCACUGUAUGUACACCAUUAUCGGAUUGUCUCACUUUAAACCAACAUGGGGAUUGUUGAAAGUUCCUCUUGUAUUUACCCGUAUCUAUCCGUAUUUGGCAUGGAUUGAACAAAAUGUUUGGCCAGAAAGUUUGACAUUGUAAACAACAUUUCGAUAUCUAGAGAUUUUUUUUCUUGACACGUUUGAAUUUUAGAGGAAUGUAGUAUCACUUAGAAAUUGAAAAAUUCAAUCGAAUUCUUUGCUUGUUUAG